Messenger RNA from Engraulis encrasicolus (European anchovy), 2084 nucleotides. Its product is annotated as tissue-type plasminogen activator-like. The record is from RefSeq and is a predicted model, not a curated record. Gene Ontology annotation, molecular function: serine-type endopeptidase activity. The transcript is spliced from 11 exons. Gene Ontology annotation, biological process: regulation of cell adhesion mediated by integrin; plasminogen activation. Bases 189 to 1493 code for a protein of 434 amino acids. NCBI's taxonomy places the organism in Eukaryota, Metazoa, Chordata, Actinopteri, Clupeiformes, Engraulidae.
UCAGACCAAAUCACACGCAGACACACUGCAGACACAAGAGGAGCAUCGGCAAUCACACACACACACACACACCCUUCCCGCACCAGGACAGCAUCUGACGCACACACACAUAUCACCUGUGACUACCAGAGGACUACGUCUUAAGCAAACAUCACAAGAACACCUCCUAAUAAGGACCGAGAGAGGCAAUGACGAAUCCCAUCAUCACGCUUUCACUUCUCGUGAUCCUUGUCGCUUGCUCCGAACAGGCUCGUCCUCAAAGACGCUCAUACAGGCCUCUACACUCAGAUAAGUGUGUAACUGGCAAUGGGGAGGACUACAGGGGCCGAGCCCACAGCACCUUCAGGGGGAGGGAGUGCUCCGACUGGAACAGCGUGGUCAACAUCUACGCAUCCCGAUACUACGGCACCGGAGUGGGCGCACACAACUACUGCAGGAACCCUAAUGGCGGCAAGGCUCCUUGGUGUUAUGUGUAUUCAUCACAGCGCUAUUUGAAGGAAUACUGCUCCAUCCCAAUAUGCAAGCCUCCCAAGCCUACAACCACUACUGUUAAAACUACAACCACAACCACCCCGACCACCACAACCACAACCACAACCACAACCACAACACCAAAACCUGCUCAAAGAGACACUGAGUUCACGUGUGGCGAGAGAACGACGGCCGGUGGCGAUGGGCGGCUGUUUAAGAUCGUGGGCGGUGCUUACACGGCAGUCUCAUCCCACCCGUGGAUCGCGGCAGUGUACAUGCGCUCCAGGCGCUCCGGGGACUACGACUUCAAAUGCGGAGGCACGCUCAUCGCCCCCUGCUGGGUGCUAUCGGCUGCGCACUGCUUCAAAGACGGGGAACGUACCCUCAGGCCCUCUAAGAUCCGCGUGUACCUGGGUAAGAGUGCCACCAAGAGGACGGACGUGGAACUGGAGCAGAGUUUCAGAGUGACGCAGGUCAUAGUGCACGAGGACUACAUCGGGCAGAAACCCGAGGGGGAACAAGACUACAACAAUGACAUAGCGCUGCUGAGGAUCGAGGGUGAGGGAGGGGAGUGUGCUCUGCGUACGGAGACAGUGCGGACGGCGUGCCUGGCCCCCGCACACACCAUGCUGCCCCCCGGAUCAACCUGCACCGUCGCCGGAUACGGAAAAGACCAUCCACAUACGGCGUUCUUCACCAACAUUCUGAAGGAAGGCCAGGUGAUACUGAGGACCCCUGAGCAGUGCAGAGCUGAGGCCACAGUCAGCCGCAUGACCGACAACAUGUUCUGCGCUGCUAGCCACGACUGGAAGACAGACGCCUGCCAGGGCGACUCCGGUGGUCCGUUGGUGUGUGACGUUCAGGGCCGCAUGUUCCUCUUCGGUGUGGUGAGCUUUGGGGACAAGUGUGCUGAGGAGGGCAAGCCAGGGUACUACACCCGCGUCACCAACUACAACAAGUGGAUCGCCAAGAACACAGGCCUCCCCUCAUACACACAGGGCUCCAUGUACCCACAGAAGUGAUAAAGAUGGACACACAUGUACUGUCCGUAUACAGUAUGCAAUCACAGCUUGUGUGCACACACACACACACACACACACGCACACGCGCACACACACACACACACACACACGCACACGCGCACACACAAGCACACACAUUUCAUUCAGGCAUUGCCUUAGAGACCUAUGGUAGGUUGGGCAGCCAUGUAUUUGAGGUCCUCGGGACCACAGAGCCAUAGACGUGUAUAUAUACAUGAUCUGAAGAUACAUGUCUAUACACAGAGCUCUAUCUUAAGCAGCCGGCGCACUGCUGCUAGUAGUCACUGGCCCUUGUGCACUUACAGCUCUCUGCCACCAGAUGGCGGUAGCGAGCCAGUACUCAGUUCUGUCUUCAGAGACUAGUACUAGAUGUAUUUACUAGUGUUUGGCCAGUAUUGUAGAAGAGUAUUGAACAAAUGUAUUUAUUUAUUUUUUUAAACAUGAGUAAAGCUAUAUGUAUAUUUUGGAAGGAAAAAAAGUGUUUAGAUAUUUUCUAUAUUUUAUAAUUUUGUAUUUGCGUAAGUAAAACAGGCUGGACCGUUGUUAACUGAUUGUUAUAAUAAUGUUUGUGUG